Molecule: messenger RNA, 2855 nt
Organism: Girardinichthys multiradiatus
Lineage: Eukaryota; Metazoa; Chordata; Actinopteri; Cyprinodontiformes; Goodeidae
Gene: efcc1
Product: EF-hand and coiled-coil domain containing 1
Exons: 9
Coding region: 151-2382 (743 amino acids)
Molecular function (GO): calcium ion binding
Source: RefSeq, a predicted model, not a curated record
GUUAACAGAAGUGAAUUCAACUUGAUUAUGACUGACCAGAGUGAAUCACUUUGUGUCAAGCAGGACGUUUUAAAUCUAGAAACUUGGUGCCAUUUGUUUCGAGGCGGUUUUUAAUUAAAGGUUGAUCGCUCUUUUUCAGCGUGUCUGUGGAUGUUGGGGGCAGUGCUUCAUUCAGAUCUGGCUUCGGUUCGGCUCCGGGCUGCUGCGCAGAGCAGAAGGAAUCAUAGUGAGCUGCUUCGUUUGUGGACAUGCUGUUCGGUCCAAACAAUGGAUUCCUCAGACUCCUCUGACCCGUACAGCCGCCCGGCGCGCAGAACACAGUGGAUCGUGAGCACUCUGGCUUACCAUUACGGACUGGACCGGGGAGUAGAAAACGAAAUCAUCGUCCUGGCCACCGGAUUGGAUCAGUAUCUGCAGGAGAUCUUCCACCACCUGGACUAUCAAGGACUCGGGAAAAUCCCCGUGGAGGACUUCAACGUCUUGUGCGAAGUUCUGGGACUAAGCCAGGACUCCGAAUCGGAGGAGUCUGCAGGAGUGUUGGACAACCUACCCAGCGAGCUCAGCUUCAGGCACUUCCACGCGAAGCUGUGCGGUUACUUCAGCACCAAGGCGGGGUCCCAGUAUGAAAACGGCCGCCUGCUGGUCGGGAAGGACAGCGAACACAUCGAGACUCAGAUCCGUCUGAGGAGCCCCCUGAAGCGGCGAGAGACGCUGCUUUCAGUUGGGGCGAGCGGCUGCUCCUCUCCCUCCCAGGUGGAGCGCCACGCCUUCGGCUGCAGGCUCGGCUCUCCCGGCUCCUGCAGCAGGGAGUGCUACGAGGAGAUCGUGGCUCUGGAGGAGGCGGAGGACCGGAUAGGCAAACUGGAGGAUGAGAAUGCAAGUCUUAGGGAACUGGUUGAGGACAUGAGAGCCGCGCUGCAGAGCAGUGAUGCGCGCUGUUUAGCUCUGCAGGUUGGAUUCUGGAAAAGUCACUUCAAACACAAACCAGAAGAAGGGUCUUUUGUUUCCCAGCAGAAACUGGCUGCCCAGAAGAAUAUGGUCAACACCAAGCUAAAUAACAGCUCUAACAGCAAUCUUAAGAGCUUGCAGAACAUCAUGCAUGAGAUUGAGUAUCUGCGUAGCUCCAGAGAACAGCAGAUGGAGGAGACCAUGUUGUGUAACCACAGACUGGAGCAGGAACUGUGGAGCUGUAAAGAGACCAUUGCUGCUUUGGAAGAGAGCAACAGAGCUCUGAACAGGGAGCAGGUGAGCAUGAGGAGGAAGGUGGAGGAGGCCAGGCAGGCUCUGCUUAGCGGACUGGGGAAAGUUAAGGAACUGGAAUCAAAGGCCAAUCAUGUUCCAGCGCUGCAGAGGCACGUUCUUCAACUGGAAUCUGAGCUCCUAUACUACAGGUCUGAGGUGUCCAAAUUCCAACUUCCAAGCAGCACCAGGGCAGAGCAGCAGCCUUGUGUCAGCAGGGGGCAGGGCCAGAGAUGCUGCCAGGACCUCCAUCAUGAUCGCUGCUCCCCAACAGGCCGAGCUGUGACCACCCCCGACAAGAUGGAGGAGCAGCUGUUCCGGUCAGUGGAGGGCCAGGCAGCCUCAGAUGAAGAAGAGGACAGGAGGACCGAAGAGCAACAGAGGCAGAUGGAGGAGGUGAAGAGGAUCUUAACCAAACUGUCAUGCUGUGGUCAAAGAUGUGGUGACAAGGCAAUGAAGAAGCUGACGUUUAAUCUUGGCAGCUUGAGGAAUGAAGAAAGUCACAGUGCUGUGGUGGAGCUCGUGGAGAGGGUCACCAGGCUGCACAAAGAGCUGGAGCUGAAGGAAAGCCAAGCAGAGAUGAACAUGGACCAGAUGAAGGACUCUCUGACGCAGGAGCUGCAGCAGAAGGCUGAGGAGACAGUGCUGCUUGAUGUGGAGCUGCAGUCACUGGAAAGAGAGAGAGUCCAUCUUUCACUGGUGGAGGAGAAGCUGGUGGAUAUCUUGCAGCUCCUGCAGCAGCUCGAAGACCUGGCAGACGGGAAGUGGGGUGGAGAGAGGGGGAAGGACGUGCAGCACAGGUCUGGAGGGUUGAGACUUGAACCCGGGACAUCUACGUCGAGGACUGAGACCUCUGUAUGUGAGUUGCGUGUUCUACCGCUACGCCACGCACUGCGCCCUAGAUGGUUUAUCUUCAGUGAUCAACUCCAAGUCUCUGAGAACGUCUCCCGAAGGUCUCUAGGGAAAAUGUUGCUCAGCAGUUUGGAGUCAGGCAGCAACCCACAACAUGGCAAAGCACACAUCCUGGAGGUGCUUAACGCCCUUUACCAUGAACUGGCUGCAUGUGAGAUUCUAUCUUCUGAUGGACCUCUGCAGAAAACACAGAGUCAGCAGUCGCUCCACGACAUCAUCUUCUACUGCUGAAAAAGACUGCCACCCUCUGGGCCCAAUGUGCUAAAGCAAGGAGACCAGAAAGUAGUCAAAUGUUAAGCUGAUUGAUGUGUGUAUCGCAAGCCUUUAUACCUAGAUAUCCUAGAGAUGGAAAACACAAUUUCAUAAAGAUCUUGGAUGGCACUACAAAAUAUUCAUACCUAUGUAAUUGUGGCAGUACUGGAAUGUCUCUACUAGCUUUGAACAUCUACAGACUAACAUUUUUGCCCAUGUAGCUUGAGCUCAGUGAGAUUAGACGGAGAGCGUCUGGGAGGAUCAAUUUUAAAUCGCCACUGAUUCUCAGUUGGAUUUAUGUUUUUGUAGCCUCUAGCAGGUUUUCUUCCAGGAUUGUCAAAUAUUCUGUAUCUAAAUUUGUUCAUGUGUUCAUUUAUCUUUGGCAAAAAAUGUCAACUUACUUGGAACACAAAUCUAAAGCAAAACUGUUAAUAAAGUUCAUUUGAAUUUUC